CUUGAAUUUGAUGAUAAACGAAGUCGGAUCGAAUUUGAGACAGCAAAAUCCGAUCCGAUGCGAACUCUACCCGCCGCUCCCUCUUUUUAACACACGCCACGUGCCCACGAGCAUGAUCUAGCAACUGAAAUCAUAACGGAUAAAAAUGAGGCAAGCUUAGGAGUUAGGGAGGCCGUAGAAUCUCAAUCUCCAUACCCAUCCCGCCAUUUGUAACCGGUUAACUGUCUGAGCGUCAAGAGCAUGGCACUGCCACUCUUUGCAGUGCUAGGCACCAUUUGCGGUUACCCAAUCAAUAUAAUUCGAAAGAGGAACGUUUAUUUCAAAGUAUCAUCCUCGAUUGAAGACCAUAAUCAAUCGAGAGUCAAGUACGAUUCUCUUAGGGUUCUUGAAUGGGACAAACUCUGCGAAUCGGUUGCCUCUUUUGCCCGCACGUCCUUGGGUCGUCAAGCCACUAAGACCCAGCUUUGGUCUCUCAACCAAACGUUCCAAGAGAGUUUGAGGCUUUUACAAGAAACCAAUGCUGCAAUCCUAAUGCACAACGAUGGCUCUUUUAACUUGAACUUGACUUCCGUCGACCUUGCUCUCGUUGGAUCUGCCAUCAAACAUGCCCGGAGGGGCUUACCUUUAGAAGCAAACGAAGCAAUGGCUGUUCUAUCUCUUCUACUGUUUAUUGAAGCUUUGCAGCUUAAUUUAAAAAUUACAAUCAAGGAAGACUCUGAUUGGUAUAAACAAUUCAUGCCGCUUAGUGAAUUGAUUGCACAACUGGUUGUAAACCGACCAAUAAUUAAGUUGAUUCAGCAAGUUAUAGAUGAAGAUGGCUCUGUUAAAGACUCUGCGAGCUCUGCCCUUAAGAAAGCACGGGAUCAUGUGCAUAUACUUGAAAGAAAGUUGCAUCAAUUAAUGGACAAUCUAAUUAGGAACGAAACAAAAGAGGCAUCCUUUCUGGAGGCAAGUAAUAUUAAUGGUAGAUGGUGUAUAACAUCUGGGACUGAUCAAUUGACAAGUGUCAAGGGUCUUCUAUUGUCCAGUGGUUCAGGACUAGGAAAUAUUAUAGAGCCACUUGCAGCUGUUCCUUUGAAUGAUGAGUUACAACAAGCAAGAGCAUUAGUGGCAAAGGCUGAGGCAGAUGUGCUUUUGACGUUGACAGAAAAGAUACAAAUGGAUCUCGAUGAGAUUGAAAAGAUCUUGAGAAGUGUAAUUCAAUUGGAUGUGAUCUAUGCUCGUGCAACUUAUAGUCUUUCAUUUGGAGGCACAUAUCCCAAUAUAUUCCUGCCAGAAGACAUCGAUGAACCUUUAGCUGAAUCCUACAGCUCAAAGGACAAAACUUUACAGGCAUCAAAUCCAAAAAAAGAAUGGAUUUUUUAUCUACCUAAAGCUUAUCAUCCUUUAUUACUUCAGCAGCAUAGGCAAAAGCUGCACAUGGCUGGGAAGGAGGUCCGCAAUGCUUCUUCUGAACUCAGGAGAAGAAAACUGCAGGGAGAGAAUAUGGCAGUCAAAGGAGAAGCAGAAAUAGAGCUUUCAUCCUUGGAAAAGCAGGUUAGAGCUCUGGAAGAAGCUCCUACUGUGCCAAUUGAUAUUUUUAUUCCCCAGAAGACAAGAGUGCUGAUGAUAACUGGCCCUAAUACUGGUGGUAAAACUAUAUGUUUAAAGACAGUUGGAUUGGCUGCAAUGAUGGCAAAAUCAGGUCUUUAUGUUUUAUCUUCAGAAUCUGCAAAAAUUCCUUGGUUUGAUAGUGUUUUUGCUGAUAUUGGUGAUGAGCAGUCCUUGUCUCAAUCAUUGUCUACAUUCUCUGGCCACCUGAAACAAAUUAGUGUAGAGCACAACCAAUUUCUUGGAGAGUUCAAAAUGUCUGGCUUGCUUCAGUGUGAAUAUUCAGCAUUUUGCACCAGCAAAGUGAUCUUCAUAGACCUCAAGCUGGUUCACAUCAUUCCUAAGAUCGAUCACUUGGAAAUCCAGUCACAGUCCACAAGUCAAUCACUGGUGCUACUAGAUGAAGUUGGUGCAGGAACAAAUCCCCUUGAAGGAGCAGCACUUGGAAUGUCUCUACUAGAAUCUUUUGCUGAAAGUGGCGCAUUGUUGACAAUGGCUACAACGCAUCAUGGUGAACUUAAAACUUUGAAAUACAGCAGUAAUGAUACCUUUGAAAAUGCUUGUAUGGAGUUUGAUGAAGAGAAUUUGAAGCCAACUUACAAGAUUCUCUGGGGAGUACCAGGUCGUUCAAAUGCAAUCAAUAUAGCUGAAAGAUUGGGAGUACCCCGUAUAGUUGUUGAUAAUGCUCGCGAGCUAUAUGGUGCUGCUAGUGCUGAGAUUGAUGAGGUAAUAAUAGAUAUGGAAAUAUUCAAGCAAAAUUUUCAAGAGCUUAUCAAUGAGUCUCGGCAUUAUCUGAUGCUGUCAAGAGGUCUUCAUGAAAGGCUAUUGCUCACUAGAAGAAAGCUCAGGGAUCUUGGUGCUGAUCAAAGAUCUAAGAAGAUGCAAGAACUAUCUGAGGCUGCUGCGGUAGCUCGAUCUAUCCUCCACAAAAAGGCACGGCAGUUUCGUAUGUCCCCAAUGGAACAAUCUCAACUCAGUAAAGCUAGCAAGCUUACACUAGAAAGUAAUUACAAGCAUGCUACAGCAGUUGAAACUGAGCAGCAGGCUACCAGUAUGAGUUCAUCCUCUAUUCAAGUUAUCAAACAACCAAAAUCAGAAAAACUUACUGAGCUUCCUGAGGUUGGUGAUACAGUGCUUGUUUCAUCCCUUGGCAAGAAAGCAACCGUUUUAAGAGUAGACGCAUAUAAAGAAGAAAUAGUAGUUCAAGCCGGAAACAUGAAACUUAAGUUAAAAUUAAUCGAUGUUAGGGCAUGAAUGGUAAGAAUAGUAUGAUUAUGGGCACCUUUUUACUUGAUGCUGUUUCAUUGAUAUUUAGUAUAGCAUCCGCACUUGUCUAAUCUUUUCUUUCAUAAUUCUUUAUACAAUAGUAUAGUGCAUAGAGAAAUCAUUUAUUGAAGAGAAUUGAAUGUAAGAAUAUAUCGUUAUCAGAUUUAGUUUCUUUGUUUUAUAUGGAAUCCCCAAAACAAAGGUGCGUCCUCCAACUAUUUGACUCUCCACUAGGUUUGCUCUGUUGCCUAUACUGGUCUUGCUUGCAUGCUUAUUUUCAAAUGCAGAAACAAUGGCAUAGUAAAGUUGCUGAAUAUAGUGGAUGUAAGAGUGACAAAGUAUCUCUUGCCUGCAAUUGUUGCAUGAGGUGGUGUGCAUUAUGUAGGAAAGUGUUAUUCACGCAUGGCAACCAUUUAGAAAUUGGAAGGUGGAAUGACAUUGAAGAUCAUCAUUGUCCAGCCAGCUUCAUGAAAAGAAAGAACCAUUUGUAAAUAUUUGGCUGUAAAUAUCUUGAAGCUGAAUUUUGGAAUUUCAAGAAAAUUAAUCACAAGUUUUUUCAACAACUAAGCAGUCAAGUGAAGACUCUAUACCCUAUAAAAUAUCCUUAGCAGCUCAGAUCAGCAUAGUAAAGAGAGACUCAAUCUAUUUGUGUGAUUAAAAUCAUUAUCUUGAAGCCAAAGAAGCUAUCUCUUAGUUGAAGUUUGUUGUUUAGUCUCAAUUUGCUUAUAGCUUGAUUAAUUGAAAAUGUAAACAUUAAUACCUUAGCAGUGCAAGAAUUGGGUUACUGGUGUAUAUUUUCUGUUCUUCUAAGAGGUAGAUACGGAUUUUUACUAGCUUUUGUCUGUAGAAAUAUUUAAGUUUCCAUUGGCAGUAAUUGAUAUUCUUCUCAUUGAGCAACUGUGACUUUUGCAGCAGAAUGGAUUGAAAGAGUUUUAAGUAUAUUUGUGGCAAAAUUAUUUGUUCUUAAUUUUAUUUUGAGAAAAUAAAGCUAGAUGCACCAGAGUUUGGAAAGAUGAAGGCGGGGGGGGUUGGAAUUAUCAAUUAUGCUCAUUAGUCACGGAUGUAUAAAUGGAAACUCAUGAUGAUCAUUGUGGUGUGAAUAGAUACUUUUUGGAAUUAUUAUGUUAGAUAUG
Durio zibethinus is the source of this 3989-nucleotide messenger RNA. The record is from RefSeq and is a predicted model, not a curated record. Lineage: Eukaryota; Viridiplantae; Streptophyta; Magnoliopsida; Malvales; Malvaceae.